This is a messenger RNA of Eucalyptus grandis, 4027 nucleotides long. RefSeq names its product RNA-dependent RNA polymerase 6. Gene Ontology annotation, cellular component: nuclear RNA-directed RNA polymerase complex. NCBI's taxonomy places the organism in Eukaryota, Viridiplantae, Streptophyta, Magnoliopsida, Myrtales, Myrtaceae. Gene Ontology annotation, molecular function: RNA-directed RNA polymerase activity; RNA binding. Gene Ontology annotation, biological process: siRNA processing. The record is from RefSeq and is a predicted model, not a curated record.
AUAUUCUCUCUCCUUUCGUCUUUCCCUCUCUCAAAGCUCACUCUCUCUCUCUCUCUCUCUCGCAUACACGCUCAUCAGCUCUCUUUGAGUGUCUGCGUGGCCGAUCGAUCUUCCAGUGGAUCGGUUCGGCCACCACGGAGACGCGAUCCCCCAGGUGAUAAUAGAGCAACAUCCAUAGUUAUUUUUCAAGAACGUUGUGUUUGGAGAAAAAUGGAGUCAAAAGGAGCUGGGAAGGACACAGUGGUGACUCAAAUUGGUGUCGGUGGAUUUGAUCCAAAUGUGACAGCAAAAGAGCUGGUGGAGUAUUUGGAAGAUACAGUUGGCCUUAUCUGGAGGUGCAGAUUGAAAACUUCCUGGACGCCCCCAGAGUCUUAUCCGGACUUUGAGGUGACAAGUUUUGACACCAUCCAGAUAGUGGAUGAGUAUAGAAAGGUGGAGCCGCAUGCUUUUGUGCACUUUGCUUUGCCUGAAGCUGCAUCUUCAGCUUAUGAACUUUCACAGAACAAUGGGCUCUUUUUGAACAAUAAACCAUUGAAAGUCAACCUGGGACCUGAGAAUCCAUUCCAUAUGAAUCAAAGGAGGAGGACUACCACUCCUUAUAAGUUGCCUGAAGUGUGCCUAGAGAUAGGAACCUUGAUUACGCCGGAAGAGUUUCUGGUGGCGUGGAGAGGACCCUCAUCUGGGGUUGAAUUUGUUGAUCCUUUUGAUAGUAAGUGCAGGUUCUGCUUCACCAGGAAAACGGCGUUUUCUUUCAAGGACCUGUCCUUCUAUGCUGUGAUAAAUUGUGAUUUUAAGAUGGAGUUCUUGGUGAGGGAUAUCAAUGAGAUCAAACAGUACAGAGAAAUUUCGUCAAUUGUUGUACUCUUGCAGCUGGCCUCACCUCCUCAUGUGUCUUAUAGAACUGCUGAUGACAAUGUGGAAGUCUCGGUUCCAUUUGACUUGUUGGAUGAUGAAGAUCCUUGGAUUCGAACUACAGAUUUAACAGCUAGUGGGGCUGUCGGUCGAUGUAAUACCUACAGAGUGUCGGUUCCGCCACGCCAUGGACCGAAGUUGAAGAAGGCCAUGGAUUAUCUUAGGGAACGAAGAGUGCAGGAAUCCUCCCCUAGACGGCCCCUGAAGAUCCGGGAUGAGCCUAAUUUUGGGAGGCUAAUGGAAGACACCUUUUUCUCUAUUCAUCAAGAGGGGAUACAUUUUGAUAUCAUGUUCUUGCUGAAUGCCGUCAUUCACAAGAAUGUGUUCAGCCAACACCAGCUAUCAGAGAGGUUUUUUGAGUUACUGAAAAGCCAACCAAAGGAGGUGAACAUUGCAGCACUAAAGCACAUUUGCUCUUACAAACGUCCGGUCUUCGAUGCAUACAAGAGACUGAAACUUGUCCAAGAAUGGCUGCUUAAGAAUCCCAAACUUGUUAAAAACCAGAAAGAGUUGAACGACAUCAUUGAGAUAAGGAGGCUCGUUGUAACUCCAACCAAAGCGCAUUGUCUUCCACCUGAAUUGGAGCUAUCCAACAGGGUGCUCCGGCAAUAUAAGGAUGUUGCUGACAGGUUCUUGAGGGUGACCUUUAUGGAUGAAGGCCAGGAGACAAUGAAUGCUAAUGUCCUCAACUAUUAUGUUGCACCCAUCUUAAAGGAUAUGAAGUCAGUCUCCUUUUCCCAGAAGACUAAAAUUUUUAAAAGGGUGAGGAUGAUAAUGACAGAUGGGUUUUAUCUUUGCGGCCGGAAAUACUCAUUUCUGGCUUUCUCAUCAAACCAACUAAGGGACCGGUCCGCUUGGUUUUUUGCUGAGGACAAAGCAAUUAAUGUGAACAAGAUCAGGGCAUGGAUGGGAAAGUUCAAUAACAGGAAUGUUGCAAAAUGUACUGCUCGGAUGGGACAGUGCUUCUCAUCCACAUACGCAACUGUGGAAGUUCCACGAAAGGAAGUACAUCAUGAUCUUCCAGAUAUUGAGAGGAAUGGCUAUUGUUUCUCUGAUGGAAUUGGCACGAUAACACCUGAUCUUGCCAGGGAAGUAGCAGAGAAGCUGAAACUGGAACUCAACACACCUUCUGCAUAUCAGAUUCGUUAUGCCGGUUACAAGGGCGUAGUCGCCUGCUGGCCUAGCAAGGGUGAUGGGAUUCGACUUUCUUUGAGGCGUAGUAUGAACAAAUUCCUUUCGAACCACACUAUCCUGGAAAUAUGUUCCUGGACCAGGUUUCAGCCUGGCUUUUUAAAUAGGCAGAUUGUGACAUUGCUUUCAGCAUUGAAGGUUCCAGAUGAGAUAUUCUGGGACAUGCAGGAAAAAAUGGUUUACAAAUUAAACCAGAUGCUUGUUGACUCAGAAGUUGCAUUUGAUGUCCUUACAUCCUCCUGUGCCGAGCAGGGAAACAUUGCUGCAAUAAUGUUGAGUGCUGGUUUUAGGCCCCAGUCAGAACCUCAUUUAAGAGGCAUGCUCAUGUGCAUACGAGCAGCACAACUGUGGGACCUUAGGGAAAAGGCUAGAAUCUUCGUUCCCUCUGGGAGGUGGCUGAUGGGCUGUUUGGAUGAGGGAGGAGUUCUUGAACAAGGUCAGUGCUUUAUUCAAGUGUCUAGUCCAGCCCUGGAGAACUGCUUCAUAAAACAUGGCUUGAGAUUUUCUGAGACUAAAAAGAACCGACAAGUGAUUAAAGGGUACGUUGUAGUAGCCAAAAAUCCAUGUCUACACCCUGGCGAUGUAAGGAUUCUGGAAGCAGUUGAUGCUCCAGAUUUACACCAUUUGUAUGAUUGUCUUGUUUUUCCUCAGAAGGGGGAAAGGCCUCACACAAAUGAAGCUUCAGGAAGUGACCUUGAUGGGGACCUGUACUUUGUCACGUGGGAAGAAGAUCUCAUUCCACCGAGUAAGAAGAGCUGGACUCCCAUGGAUUAUGAUUCUGCGGAAGAGCAAAAGCUGCCCCGUGAUGUUACCCAGAAGGAUAUCAUAGACUUCUUUGUUAAGCACAUUGUGAGUGAGAGCCUGGGGACAAUCUGCAAUGCGCACGUGGUUCAUGCGGAUCGUAGCGAACAUGGGGCUCUGGAUGAGAACUGCAUUCAUUUGGCUGAGUUGGCUGCCACUGCUGUUGAUUUUCCCAAGACUGGAAAGCUUGUCACUAUGCCUCGCCAUCUGAAACCAAAACAGUACCCGGACUUCAUGGGGAAAGCAGAACACCAAACCUACAAAUCAACUAAAAUCUUGGGUAGACUCUACCGUCAGAUUAAAGAUGCUUGUGAUGAGGAUUUGAAUUCCUCUGAACUGAGCCUCCCUAAGGAUGUUCCCUAUGAUACAAGUCUGGAGGUUCCGGGUGCUGCAGAUUUCAUUUCCAAAGCUUGGGACCAUAAGUGCUCCUAUGAUGGGCAGCUGAGCGGGCUUCUGGGCCAGUACAAAGUGAACAAUGAAGAAGAGUUGGUGACCGGACAUGUUUGGUCCAUGCCAAAGUAUGCAAGCCGCAAGCAAGGGGAAUUGAAGGAGAAACUCAAGUACUCUUACACUGCAUUAAGGAAAGAAUUUCGAGAAAUAUUCGAAAGGUUGGAUUCAGAUUCCGAGUCAUUGAGUGAUGAAGAGAGGAAUUUGCUGUAUGAGCGAAAGGCAUCAGCUUGGUACCAGGUCACCUACCAUUCAGAUUGGGUGAAGAAGUCGGUGGACUUGCGUCAGGACGAUGACGGAGGUACAAGCGCCUUGAUGUUAAGCUUUGCUUGGAUUGCCACUGACUUCCUCGCUCGGAUAAAGAUUCGGAACCAAAGAGGUGGGAAUCUUGACUCGGCCAAGCCCAUCAACUCUCUUUUCGAAUAUAUUGCGGACCGUAUCUAGCGAUCGGCUACUUAAAAUCCAUCGCUGGGUCUUUGCCAAGGAUUUUCUUGGUAGCAAGUCCACUCUGCCAAUUAUAGUGGGUAUCUAUUUUAUAUUUCAAAUUGUUUGUACUGUGUUUUUAUCAAUUAUGAAGCAUUCUGGCGAUUGAGGACAACCAUUUUGGAGAGUGUAUAGAUAUGUAAACUGUUCUCCCCAUGGUUGAAAAUGCAGUAGCCCUGAGCUCUUUGGAAUC